Messenger RNA from Panicum virgatum (switchgrass), 1060 nucleotides. RefSeq lists its product as uncharacterized. The transcript has 5 exons. The record is from RefSeq and is a predicted model, not a curated record. Lineage: Eukaryota; Viridiplantae; Streptophyta; Magnoliopsida; Poales; Poaceae. Bases 35 to 403 code for a protein of 122 amino acids.
AAUUGCUUCCCGCAAAUGGACUACACAUGCUUCCAUGCCAGAGCAGAACACGACUCCAGAUCUGCAAAAGUGUCGAGAUCAAAAGGCCAUGGCGAUGCAUUCCUCUCUUACAGCUGCAAAGAGAUAUUGUGACAAGCCAUGUGAAUAUGUUGAUCCGGAAGAUGAAGCAGAACCUAGUAACAUGUUGCAAGAGUUUCUAAAUAGUAUCUCUGAUGAUGAUGAAGACGAGGUACCUGGGUGUGCAUUCAAAGGAGUUGGCAUACCUUCACAGUCAUACUACAAUGUAUCUGAAGUGAUCAGUAAUGCUACUCUGGAAGACAUUAAAUCCGUGCUGGAAUGCAAUGGCUUGAAUUGCAAGGAUACAUAUGAUGGAAAUUUAAUAUGUGAAUGGUUGAAACUAUAGAAACGUCAUACUACAGAGGGUAUUUCUGUUGUUGUGGUGGAAGGCCCGUUUUCAAUGCAUUACACAAAUGUAUUUAUUUCUCUGUGCUUUCUCUGAGCAUUAAACAUAUGUAGAGUAUUUUGGCAGUGACAUUAGAUGCUUCUAGGAGAAAUGUUUGUGUUAGCCUAGGUAACUAUCACUAUGUUUGGCUUGCUGUGGCUGGUGGCUGAUGCUGAUUUGUUGUGAGAGAAAAGCACUGCUGGCUGACUAGUAGCUGGUGGCUGGUGCUGGUUUGGUGUGGGAGAAAAACACUGUUGCCUGAUUGAAGCAAACGGAAUAUAUGCAGCCAUUGAGAAGACACCUCAAGAUUCAUGAGUUUGGCAGCCGAAUUUUUGUGUUAGCCUCAAUAAUUAUAUGAUGAAUGAAUUGAACUUAUUCUGUUGAACUACACUGGCGAGGGUAGCCGCAGCGGACCUGUCGUAACUAUGCAGUACAAUUUUGGUUCUGAUUGAAGCAUACCUUUUUCAUGUGGUCGUUCUGAAGCUGCCUCCAGCAAUAUUGAUGCAAAGGAAUUAAGCCAAGAAGGAUUAGCUAAACUCAAUGUAGUGAUUAUUCUAGGUGAUAUGUGUAUAUAGGUGAUAUCUUACCCUUUUGGCAAUUAAGCUAAAUCCGAUGCCU